Lynx canadensis (Canada lynx) is the source of this 591-nucleotide messenger RNA. RefSeq names its product Mix paired-like homeobox (gene MIXL1). The transcript is spliced from 2 exons. Gene Ontology annotation, biological process: regulation of transcription by RNA polymerase II; hematopoietic progenitor cell differentiation; endoderm formation. Bases 1 to 591 code for a protein of 196 amino acids. NCBI's taxonomy places the organism in Eukaryota, Metazoa, Chordata, Mammalia, Carnivora, Felidae. The record is from RefSeq and is a predicted model, not a curated record. Gene Ontology annotation, molecular function: DNA-binding transcription activator activity, RNA polymerase II-specific; RNA polymerase II cis-regulatory region sequence-specific DNA binding.
AUGGCCGCGGCGGGGUCCCGGGAGCUCGGCUUCGGGGCGGGCGCCGCGUUCCCCGCGCCCCCGCCCGGCCCCGCCGCCCCGCCGCCCCCGCGCCCCGGCCCCUUCGCGGCCUUCCCGGGCGGGGACCCCGCGCCGCCCGCCCCGUCGCAGCGCCGCAAGCGCACGUCGUUCAGCGCCGAGCAGCUGCAGCUGCUGGAGCUCGUGUUCCGCCGGACCAUGUACCCCGACAUCCACCUGCGCGAGCGCCUGGCCGCGCUCACGCUGCUCCCCGAGUCCCGGAUCCAGGUGUGGUUCCAGAACAGACGUGCCAAGUCGCGGCGUCAGAGCGGGAAACCCUGUCAUCCCUCGGCCAGGCCGGAGCUGUUCCUCCUCCGCUCUGCUCAGGGGAGCGAAGCGAAAUGCCUAAAGCCCCAGCUGCCUCUUGAAACCGAUGGGACCUGCCCGCCCGAUCCCCACAGGCUGGGAGAGGGCAUCUCUGCCCCUCACUGCCAGGGUCAGCGUUUUGAAACCUAUUGCCCCCUCUCUGAAGGCCCCGGUUCAAAGCUGGACUCCUGGGAGGAACACAUCUUUUCUGCCUUUGGAAACUCUUGA